This is a messenger RNA of Drosophila eugracilis, 1162 nucleotides long. RefSeq names its product retinol dehydrogenase 13 (gene Rdh1). The record is from RefSeq and is a predicted model, not a curated record. The coding region runs from base 70 to 1065 and encodes 331 amino acids. The transcript is spliced from 5 exons. NCBI's taxonomy places the organism in Eukaryota, Metazoa, Arthropoda, Insecta, Diptera, Drosophilidae.
UGCUCGCAUUCGACCAGUGAACAGAGAACCGGCAACACCAAAAAAUAAACAAAAGUAAUAUUUUUCAAAAUGUGCAUUUUCAUCGAUUGUUUAUUGAGCCCUUUAAUACUGUGGCCGGCAAUUAUCGGCGUGGGUAUCUACCUCUUGAAAGGGUACAUGCAAGGCGGCCAGUUCACGAAGGAUACUGAUGAGACCGGAAAAGUAUUCAUUGUCACCGGUGCCAACACGGGAAUCGGCAAGGAGACGGCUCUGGAGAUUGCCAGACGUGGAGGAACCGUCUACAUGGCUUGCAGAGAUAUGAACCGAUGCGAAAAGGCACGUAAGGAUAUCAUACAGGAGACGAAUAACCAGAACAUAUUCUCUCGAGAGCUGGAUUUGAGCUCGCUGGACUCUAUCCGUGAUUUUGUAGCCGGUUUCAAGAAAGAGCAGGAUAAACUCCAUGUCCUGAUCAACAAUGCUGGUGUGAUGCGUUGUCCUAAGACUUUAACCAAAGAUGGAUACGAAUUGCAGUUGGGUGUUAACCACGUCGGCCACUUUUUGCUGACUAACUUGUUGCUUGAUGUGCUGAAGAAAUCGGCUCCUAGUCGCAUUGUCGUCGUUUCCAGUCUGGCCCACACACGGGGCGCUAUUAACGUAGACGACCUUAAUAGCGAAAAGUCCUAUGACGAGGGCCUAGCUUACAGCCAAAGUAAGUUGGCCAACGUUCUGUUCACCCGGGAAUUGGCUAAGCGUUUGGAAGGAAGUGGCGUCACAGUCAACGCCCUCCAUCCUGGAGUGGUAGACACUGAGCUGGCAAGAAACUGGGCCUUCUUCCAGACCAACUUUGUCAAAUACCUCCUGAAGCCAAUGAUUUGGCCGCUUUUGAAGACACCGAAAAGUGGAGCUCAGACCUCAAUUUACGCGGCUCUGGAUCCGGCACUGAAGGGUGUCUCUGGCUUGUACUUCAGCGACUGCAAGCCAAAGGAUGUGGCCCCUGCAGCCUUGGACGAUAAGGUUGGAAAAUUCCUGUGGGCUGAGACCGAGAAGUGGACGGGCUUAAAUAAACCAGAAGAUAAAAAAGUUUAAAGCAGCGAGUAAGGUUAGAACAAGCUGUUUAUUUAUCUUUAAUACUAUUUGCUUUUUCCCGAAGGCAAUUUUUAAUAAAUACAUUUUUUGCUAGCUU